Messenger RNA from Perkinsus marinus ATCC 50983, 615 nucleotides. RefSeq names its product Uridine phosphorylase, putative. The coding region runs from base 1 to 615 and encodes 204 amino acids. Gene Ontology annotation, cellular component: cytosol. Gene Ontology annotation, molecular function: catalytic activity. The transcript has a single exon. Lineage: Eukaryota; Perkinsozoa; Perkinsida; Perkinsidae. Gene Ontology annotation, biological process: nucleoside metabolic process. The record is from RefSeq and is a predicted model, not a curated record.
AUGAUCAAGCUUGGUGCCAAGGUCCUCGUCAGAGUUGGUACCGCUGGUGCCAUGCAGAAGACUCUCGGAAUCGGUGAUAUCGUUAUCGCUACUGGUGCUGUUCGUGAUGAGGGUACAUCGAGGCAUUACAUGCCUCUCGAAUUCCCUGCCCUUGGAUCGGCUGCUGUUGUCACGGCAAUGUGUAGCGCUGCCCAACACCAGCUCGAGGCGGAAGAUGAAGAGCUUAAGGAAGGUGCUCAGUGGGUCUACGACGCUGGCCCGGUCCAUUCUAAGGAUUCCCUCAUGGCUAGAGAGUUCAAGUUCGGCCCCUAUGCUGCUGAGCACAAACGCUAUAUGGAAGUAUUGGAGAAUCUCGGCUGCCUAGCGUCUGAGAUGGAAGUAGCCAUGCUCUUCAGUCUGGCUCAGGUCUAUGGUGUCAAGGCUGGCUGCGUCCUUGCUAUCAUUGGUGGUGGUGACGGCGCGCCUUUCUCCGAUGAAGCUCAUCUGAAGAGCGAGGCGGUGACUCGUUCAUGCACAAUCGUAUGUCAGGGCAUGGCCCAGCUUAAGAGAAAACUCAUGCGUUACGGGAGGAAGGCAUCCCUUCUCGGACGUUCACUUUCUCAGACCAUCAGUUAA